This is a messenger RNA of Acanthaster planci (crown-of-thorns starfish), 1215 nucleotides long. Its product is annotated as gastrin/cholecystokinin type B receptor-like. Gene Ontology annotation, cellular component: plasma membrane. The record is from RefSeq and is a predicted model, not a curated record. Gene Ontology annotation, molecular function: G protein-coupled peptide receptor activity. Gene Ontology annotation, biological process: neuropeptide signaling pathway. NCBI's taxonomy places the organism in Eukaryota, Metazoa, Echinodermata, Asteroidea, Valvatida, Acanthasteridae.
AUGGACAACGCAUCAAGCCUGGUAUUACCCACAGCGCCCACAGACUACGGUCCGGCGCUAAGCCGCCCCGACGUUGGCAUGACCAUUAAUUCCAUCCUGAAAAUUAUCUUUUACACCAGCGUGAUGCUCCUAGGCAUAAGCGGCAACAGCCUUAUCCUCAGAGUGUACGGGUCCAAGCCCCAGAAGACCAGCACGCACGUCUUCAUCCUAGGCCUCGCCUGGUUCGACCUGAUGGUCUGCAUUCAUCGAGUUUACAAUUUGGGGUUCUUUGCGGUGAUUCUCCUCGGACGAAAAUUGCCCAGCUUCUUCAAGGCGAUUGAAAUCGCCAGCUUGAUCAACGUAUACGCCUCAGUCAUAGUGACGGGCGCCAUCGCCGUGGAAAGGUACGACUGCGUGUGCCGGCCGAGAAGACGCCUGCUGAAUCCUCGCAGAGCCAAGCUCGUUGUUCUAGGCUCCUGGCUUGCUGCGGCUGCUGUGUGUGUUCCAUUCACCAUCAACAAGAUUUCCUCCUCCCUGACCGCCACCAAAACCUCCCUGACAUUCCAGUUGGUUCUGUUCAUGGCCGUGCUGCUGGUGAUCGCAGUCUGCUACGGGAAGGUUUACCAAACGAUCCGAAAACACUUGAAAAUCAAUGCGUUUCGUUCCCAGGGAUUGCGGACCAACCGGUCGGCGGAUGCAAACACCACAACUCGCAGAGGAAACAACUCCAUCGGCACAAGCAUCAACACUCUGGCAGCGCAGAUUUCGACUGAUACCGAAAGGGUUUCCGGUAGAUUGCAACCAUCCAGCUCGAAUACCACCUUGGCAGUAGCCGUGGUAGCGGGGCCCUCGACAUCGACGACGCCCACUGAUGCUGCUGGGGACCUGCAACCCGUUGGCCGUGACGACGAGCACCAACCGGCGAUACUCCAACCCCAAGCUGCGAGAGACAUCCCGAAUGACAGGACCGUGACACUCCAGCAGAAGACCACCCGGAUGCUGUUCAUUACCAGCGUGGUAUUCCUGAUCACCUGGCUGCCCUACUGGCUCUAUGUCGCCGUCGCACUUCACAAGUACAAUGGCGCGGACAUCGAUGACAACGUCUUGGUAGUCAUGUACAACUGCACACUCUUCGUGUAUAUCAACAACGUCGUCAAUCCUCUGAUCUACGGGUUGUCCAACAGACGAUUUCGGAAAGACUGUUUUGAGGUGCUUCGAAAACUCAAGCCCUUUUGA